Triticum urartu is the source of this 6743-nucleotide messenger RNA. RefSeq names its product putative phospholipid-transporting ATPase 4. NCBI's taxonomy places the organism in Eukaryota, Viridiplantae, Streptophyta, Magnoliopsida, Poales, Poaceae. Gene Ontology annotation, biological process: phospholipid translocation. Gene Ontology annotation, molecular function: ATP binding; ATPase-coupled intramembrane lipid carrier activity; magnesium ion binding. Gene Ontology annotation, cellular component: plasma membrane. The record is from RefSeq and is a predicted model, not a curated record.
AAUCCAUCUCUCACCGCUCCCCGUUCUCUCUCUCUAGUCGCCUCCCACCUCGCCCCCCGUUGCGUCCCUCCCCUCCUGCCUUCUCGCUCCGCCCUCCAAUCCCCUACACGCCAGGCGAGGCGAGGCCAGCUCCCCCGCAUCCCCGCCCGCCGCGCGAGAAUCCCGAGGAGGGAUCGGAGGACGGCCGCCUGCCCCUCCGCCAGCCAGCCAGCCACCCGGACUCGCCGCUCCCUCCCUCCCUCCCAGGUCGAAUUCGCCCCGGCGGCGUAGGAAUCCCCGCAGGAAUUCGCCCGAGAUUUGAUCGGGAGGAGACUCCAAUGCGGGCCUCCGCGUAGCCGGAACCGGACCCCGCGCGUCGACAGGGCAGCAGGCCGCCGAGAUGGCCCGUGCGCGGAAGCGCGACCGCCUGCGAUGGAGCAAGCUCUACACCUUCUCCUGCUUCGGCCACCCACACACCGACGAGGCCGCCGGCCCCGCCGCCGUCAGCGGCAGCCCCGUCGGCGGCCCGGGCUUCUCGCGCAUCGUGCACUGCAACAACUCCAUCCUCCACCGCCGGAAGCCGCUCAAGUACCCCACCAACUACAUCUCCACCACCAAGUACAACGUCCUCACCUUCCUCCCCAAGGCCAUCUUCGAGCAGUUCCGCCGCGUCGCCAACCUCUACUUCCUCCUCACCGCCAUCCUCUCGCUCACCCCGGUCUGCCCCUUCUCCCCCGUCAGCAUGAUCGCCCCCUUGGCCUUUGUGGUAGGGCUCAGUAUGAUCAAGGAGGCCCUGGAGGACUGGCGAAGGUUCAUGCAGGACAUGAAGGUGAACAGCCGCAAGGUCAGCGUGCACAAGGGUGAAGGUGAAUUUGAGUUCCGGCAUUGGGAGGACCUUUGUGUUGGUGAUGUGGUCAGGGUUGAGAAGGACCAGUUCUUCCCUGCUGAUUUGUUGCUCUUGUCGUCGAGCUAUGAGGAUGGCAUUUGCUACGUUGAGACAAUGAACCUGGAUGGCGAGACAAACCUGAAGCUCAAGAGGUCGCUGGAGGUUACGCUGCCAUUGGAAGAGGAUGAGACGUUUAAGGAUUUCCGGGGAAUCAUAAGGUGUGAGGACCCAAACGCAAGCUUGUACACAUUCAUUGGUAACUUGGAAUACGAGAGGCAGGUGUAUGCCCUCGAUCCGUCACAGAUACUUCUCAGGGACUCAAAGCUGAGGAACACAGCCUUUAUCUAUGCAGUGGUCGUUUUUACAGGGCAUGACAGUAAGGUGAUGCAGAAUUCAACCGAGUCGCCAUCAAAGAGGAGCAGGAUUGAGAAGAAGAUGGAUUUGAUCAUAUACAUUUUGUUCACUGUUCUGGUUUUAAUAUCGCUCAUCAGUUCGAUUGGUUUUGCUGUGAGGAUCAAGCUUGAUCUGCCCAGGUGGUGGUACUUGCAGCCUCAGAACUCCAACAAAUUGGACGAUCCAACACGCCCUGCUCUUUCUGGGAUUUUCCAUCUCAUUACAGCACUCAUUCUCUACGGGUAUUUGAUUCCGAUCUCGCUCUAUGUCUCAAUUGAAGUUGUGAAGGUGGCACAGGCACAUUUCAUUAAUCAGGACAUUCAUAUGUUUGAUGAGGAGACUGGCAAUACUGCUCAGGCCCGAACUUCAAACUUGAAUGAGGAGCUUGGCCAAGUUCAUACGAUUUUGUCAGAUAAAACCGGCACUUUGACCUGUAAUCAGAUGGAUUUCUUGAAGUGUUCAAUUGCUGGGGUUUCUUAUGGUGUGCGUGCGAGUGAAGUUGAAAGGGCUGCUGCAAAGCAGAUGGCAUCAGGCGCUGCUGACCAUGAUAAUCCUGUGGAAGAUGUAUGGGAGAGUAAUGAGGAUGAAAUCCAGUUAGUGGAAGGAGUUACCUUCAGCGUGGGAAAGACCCAAAAAUCCUCGAUAAAAGGCUUUAGUUUUGAGGAUGACCGUCUUAUGCAAGGGCACUGGACAAAUGAACCAAAUUCCUCCACGAUUCUUCUGUUCUUCCGGAUACUUGCUAUUUGUCACACUGCAAUCCCCGAGGUGAAUGAGGCAACAGGUGCUCUUACUUAUGAAGCAGAAUCACCUGACGAGGGGGCUUUUCUUGUGGCAGCCAGAGAAUUUGGAUUUGAAUUUUUCAAGAGAACACAAGCGAGUGUCUUCCUCAAAGAGAAAUACACUUCCUCUAAUGGCACAACUGAGAGGGAGUUCAAGAUUCUCAAUUUAUUGGAGUUCAACAGCAAAAGAAAGCGAAUGACGGUAAUUAUGAGGGAUGAAGAUAACCGUAUUGUUCUUCUUUGCAAAGGAGCAGAUACCAUUAUAUUUGAUAGACUAGCAAAAAAUGGAAGGUUGUAUGAGCCAGAUACAACCAAGCAUCUCAAUGAAUAUGGUGAGGCAGGCUUGCGGACGUUAGCGCUAUCAUACAGAAUGCUUGAGGAAUCAGAAUAUGAAUCUUGGAAUGCUGAGUUUCUUAAAGCGAAGACAUCCAUUGGACCUGAUAGGGAAUUGCAACUUGAGCGAGUCGCAGAUUUGAUUGAGAAGGAGCUGAUCCUUGUUGGUGCAACAGCGGUUGAGGACAAACUACAAACAGGGGUUCCUCAGUGCAUUGAUCGCUUGGCACAAGCAGGUCUCAAAAUCUGGGUUCUGACGGGCGAUAAGAUGGAAACUGCAAUCAACAUAGGAUACGCAUGCAGUUUACUUAGGCAAGGAAUGAAACAGAUAUCCUUGUCCACAACCGCUGGUGACCAAGUAGCCCAGGAUGCACAAAAGGCUGCGAAAGAGAGUCUUAUGUUGCAAAUCGCCAAUGCUUCACAAAUGGUAAAGCUAGAGAAGGAUCCUGACGCAGCAUUUGCUCUUGUUAUUGAUGGAAAAGCUCUUACAUUUGCUUUGGAAGAUGACAUGAAGCAUAUGUUCUUGAAUCUAGCAGUAGAGUGUGCUUCUGUCAUAUGUUGCCGUGUGUCUCCAAGACAGAAAGCACUGGUGACCCGACUGGUCAAAGAAGGCCUUGGAAAAACCACUUUAGCAGUAGGUGACGGUGCAAAUGAUGUGGGCAUGAUUCAAGAAGCUGAUAUUGGUGUUGGUAUUAGUGGGGUCGAAGGCAUGCAGGCUGUGAUGGCGAGUGACUUUUCUAUUUCCCAAUUUCGGUUCCUUGAGCGACUUCUUGUUGUACAUGGCCAUUGGUGCUACAAGAGAAUUGCCCAAAUGAUCUGCUACUUCUUUUACAAGAAUAUUACCUUUGGACUUACAAUAUUUUACUUCGAGGCAUUCGCUGGAUUUUCCGGGCAAUCAGUCUAUGAUGAUUGGUUUAUGCUGCUUUUCAACGUUGUUCUUACCUCUCUACCUGUUAUAUCACUUGGAGUAUUUGAGCAAGAUGUUUCUGCUGAAAUCUGCUUGCAGUUCCCAGCGCUAUAUCAGCAAGGACCAAAUAACCUUUUCUUUGACUGGUACCGGAUUUUAGGAUGGAUGGCAAAUGGCCUCUACUCAUCUCUGGCGAUAUUCUUUCUCAACAUCUGUAUAUUCUAUGAUCAAGCAAUCCGCUCUGGUGGACAGACUGCCGACAUGGCUUCAGUGGGAACCACCAUGUUCUCCUGCAUCAUCUGGGCUGUCAAUAUACAGAUUGCUCUGACAAUGAGCCAUUUCACGUGGAUUCAACAUCUGUUUGUGUGGGGCAGCAUAGGGACUUGGUAUGUCUUCAUUAUCACAUACGGGAUGGCUUUGAAGUCCAGAGACAACUUCCAGAUUAUGACAGAAGUUCUCGGGCCUGCUCCCAUUUACUGGGCAGCGACCCUUCUGGUGACUGCUGCUUGCAACAUCCCCUACCUGAUUCACAUAUCCUACCAGAGAUCAUGCAAUCCACUUGAUCACCAUGUGAUUCAGGAGAUCAAGUACCUACGGAAAGACGUCGAAGACGAAACAAUGUGGAAGAGGGAACGGUCUAAGGCGAGACAGAGGACCAAGAUUGGUUUCACCGCAAGGGUAGACGCAAAGAUUAAGCAGCUCAAGGGGAGGUUGCAUAAGAAAAGCCCGUCGUUAACCAUCCAUACUGUAGCGUAGAACACCUCUGAGUCAUCUGGUAGUCUCGUCGACAGUAGUUGUCGUCUUACUUGCUCCUGCAAGGCAGCGGUUUUUGGCUUCACCGAGUGAUAAGGCGAUUUUUUCUCUUUGUCCAGCCUAAUUUUUUCUUUCAAUUUGUUGCUGUUCUUUUUCUUGUCCAUUUGUGUAAGAAAUGUUGGGUUGUAAUUGGUGGCCUUACCCCCCAAGUAGAAGUUCUGAAGCCAGCCGUGUAAAAAGUAUAGCUCCUUUCAGUUGGAAGAGACAAACCUACCGAGAUAGCUGACAGUAUAUGUAUAUCUGCAAUUUUGACUAUCCUUGUGACUGUUAUCUGCAAUGCUAUCCUACCGAGAUAGCAUUGCCCCUCCGUACUGAACAGAACCGAGCAUUGUAUUCUUCUUCUUUUUUUGACUUGCGAGCACUGUAUUCUUGGUUGUUCAUUGUACUAGACUUUCCUAUACGACAGUGUUAGUUAGCAUUCAUACAAAUAGCAGAAAUCGUAUCUAACAUGGUGCGGAAAAUCACUACGCGCAGCAUAAUUUGGAAAAAGACAGUCUUCUCUCUUCCACAUCGAGUUGCUGAUGCAGUUUGCUUCCAUUGCUAAUGAUCCAUUUACAUUAUCUAUCCAUAAUGUUGGCCAGUGAUAACAUAUUUAGCGGCUACAGUAUGUGCGUGUGUCAUUUGUGUAUAUAUAUGUAUCAUAUACAAUAAUCAUCCUAAGAGUGGAAGUAGUGCGGUUGUGUGGAUCGGCACAUAAUUGGAGACACUCUCUACUUACAUGCAGUAUGGCGAGGAGUGUUUGGGCACUUUCUAAAGGGAUUUAAAAGAUGACAUGGUAGAGUACAUGAGCCUCAACCAAGACAGGAACGCGAAGCAGUGGCUGUUUGCGGUGAAUGAGACACUUCAGAUGAUUUCCUCUGGCUAAUUGUGACUCUAUGGGCCAUCUGGGCGGCUAGACAGAAGGUAGUCCGUGAAAAUAUUUUUCAAGGCGAGUCAGUAAAAAAGCAAACUCGCUCCCGUGCGGCUCCUGCGGCCGCACCGGGGCGCCCAGAUCCAGCCGCCGGGGGACCUCCCCUGCCUCCCCACCUCCCCUCGCCGCCGCCGGAGGUCGUCGCCGGGCAAAGCCCGGUGGCGACGGCGGCGGUGGGGCUGUUUCUGUGGCGCGGUAGCUGCGGGCGUGGAGGGGGCUCGGCUGCGAGCUUCGGCGGCGGGGUCGCGUCUUGGCGUGCCGGGGGUGCGCGGUCCUGCAGGGGCCGCUCAAGGUGUGAGACGAUGCAGGCGAGGUGGCGGACGAGGAGCUGGACGCGACGGUGCUGACUGGUGGUGGUUGCGGUCUGCAGAGCUGGGCGGCGACGGAUCUGGGAGUUCUUUGCCCAGAUUUGGCACUGGUGGUGCUCGGGGCUGUGAAUCGGGGCAGAGGCCCAGCUAGGCAUGUUCACGGAUGCGCGUUAGGAGGUACGUGGACGCCGGGGCGGCGGCCCCGGGAUGGCGGCAAUGGCAUGGAGCUCGUCGUGGCUUGAGGUGCUACGUUCAGGUUCGUGCAGUGGUGGUGGUUGGCGGCAGCUGGUGGUGGAGGUGUGUUCUCCAGUGAUCCCGACGCCAUCCGGUGCUCUGGAUCCGCAAGUUCUGUUAUAUGGCGAGGAGCUCCGGCGAAAGCACUGCCUUGACCAAGGUCAGGCCGACGACGGCGGCGCUACUGGCGUCGUCUACCUUCUUGGAGGCGUCGUUGUGGAGCUCCGUCGACAUCAUGACGGAUUUGGCUCUCCGGAUGAAAUUUUUUGCCUCGGUCUUCCGAAGCGGGCGGCGGCGGCGUCUACGUCGUGACCUCCUUGGAGGCGUCGUUUGGGAGAGACUGUCGCGAGCGAUCUCUUCACCACCAAGGUUAGUGGAUGUUGGGGCAGCGGCCAUGAAUUUGUGCGUCGAGACGGCGGUCUCGGAAACCAAUGCGGUGCCAACUCCAUGAGGUAGGGUUGCUGCUCAGCAUGGCUUGGGUGGCGAUCUUGAGCGGCGAGGGCGGCAGGGUCGUCGGCUCGGUUGACGCGUUCAAGAGUGGACGGUUGGACGAUAUGUCGGGGCAGCGGCCCCGGAAGUGGUGCGACGGCUGUGGUCUGCGGGCAGUCACCCUGUGCAGCGUGGGUUGCGGGUGGCUGCGUCGUGCGGCGUUGUAGCUCAAGGGUGAGCGGUGGUAUGUCGGGGCAGCGGCCCCGGAAGUGGUGCGACGGCCGUGGUCUACGGGCAGUCACCCUGUGCAGCGUGGGUUGCGGGUGGCUGCAUCAUGCAACGUUGUAGCUCGAGGGUGAGGGGUGGUAUGUCGGGGCAGCGGCCCCGGAAGGUGGUGUCGGUGGACCGCACAGGGUGCAACGGAGCGGUGGAUGUCGGGGCGGCGGCUCCGAGACUUUGCAGCAUUGAGAACUUCAGCUUCGUGUUGUCUGGGCGACGAGGUUGCCUUCGAUGUUGCUCGUUGUCAUAUCAGGGAAGCGGGUCAUGUGGAGUGCAUGCUCUUCAUUUCUACGGGAGGGUCUCGUGGCUGCUCCUCUCAUAGUAGUCAUGGAUUCUUCUCUCCGGCAGCGGUGGAAGUUGUGUGUUCGACAUGUUGUUGGCAAAAGUAGGCUUAGUCAUGUGUGCGUGAUUGUGUGGGAGUGGGCUUGGCCCUUGUUGUAUCGGUUUUCGCCCAGUUUUUCACUAAUUAACUAAGCAAUUCUCUUGUGCUUAA